Akanthomyces muscarius is the source of this 1722-nucleotide messenger RNA. RefSeq lists its product as uncharacterized. The coding region runs from base 1 to 1722 and encodes 573 amino acids. The transcript has 2 exons. The record is from RefSeq and is a predicted model, not a curated record. Lineage: Eukaryota; Fungi; Ascomycota; Sordariomycetes; Hypocreales; Cordycipitaceae.
AUGCCUCGGAAGCUCGACCAGUUUCCCUUUCCGCAAGACUCACCAUCUGUCGAACAAAUGUCUACCGGCGGCGACGACAACGUCCCAGAGGCCAAGUCGACACCCCGCUCAGCCGGCGGCUUCCUCUUACAAGACGUCAUCCACCUCUUUCACUGCCACUUGUGCGACAAGCUCUUCACGGAACCCGUCACGCUUCCUUGCGGUAGAAGCAUAUGCAAGAAAUGCAUGCCGCAGGCUCACAUACGAAGUCGCAUAUCAUAUCCCGCCAUGGACGACAGAUUAGAGGGCUUCCGCUGCCCGUUCAAGUCUUGCGCCAAGGAGCACACGCUGGGCGAUUGCGGCAUCGACGUCACCCUCAACAAGCUGGCCGAGCACAUCCGUAGCGAGAUCAACCUGCACGGGCCGACCAUCGUCAACCAGCCAGCCAACACCAUAGCCGCUCAAUUACACAACUCUGCCUCGACGCAGCCCGAAUCAGCGUCCGCGGACCGGGACCAGCCCAAUGACACCAAGUCAGAAUAUAACCAUCAACCUUUACAGCAGACAGAAUCCGAAAGUGGGCCGGCCGCCACCAGAGACCACGAGGACAGCGCCGAACAAGAGCAGUCUUCAUUUACACAAACCCAACAGCUCACCCGCUCAGAGCUCGACUGCCAAGUGUGCUACGCCCUAUUCCACGACCCAUUGACCACGGGCUGCGGCCACACCUUUUGCCGCUCGUGCCUGCAUCGCAUCCUCGACCACUCGCGAUACUGCCCCCUCUGCCGUCGCCGGCUGUCCAUCAGCCCGCUGCUCAACCGCGUAUCCUGCCCGUCCAACGCCUGCCUGACCAAGAUCAUCGAGACCUUUUGGACCGACGAGCUCGCCGCGCGGCGGAGCGCCAUCGAGGCCGAGGAGGCCGCGCGCCUGCGAGACCUCGAGACGCCCCUCUUCGUCUGCACCCUGGCCUUUCCGCAGAUGCCGACCUUUCUGCACGUCUUUGAGCCGCGGUACCGGCUGCUCGUGCGGCGCGCGCUCGAGGGCGACAAGACCUUUGGCAUGGUGCUGGGGCGGCGCCCGCGCCACGCCGGCGACGCCUGCUUCCACGAGCUCGGCACCCUGCUGCGCAUCGAGAACGCGCAGUUCUUCCCCGACGGCCGCUGCCUCAUCGAGACGGUCGGCCUCUCGCGCUUCCGCGUCCUGCGCCACGGCUCGCUCGACGGCUACGCCGUCUCCUCGGUCGAGCGCAUCGACGACAUCAGCCUCGAGGAGGAAGAAGCCACCGAGGCCGCCGAGAUGGCCGCCGCCGUCGCCGCCGACGCCGCCCCCUUCCCGCCCCCCGACGCCGCCGCCGGCGACACGAGCUCGCUCCGCUGCGCGUCCAGCGCCAACAGCACGUCGACGGCGACGACGACGACGCCGCCGGCCCCCAUCACCGUGCCGAGCCUGGAGACGAUGACGACGCGGGACCUCAUGCAGCUGGCGACCGACUUUGUCGGCCGCAUGCGCGACCAGAGCGUCCCGUGGAUGACGGACCGCAUGCUCGCCAUCUACGGCGAGUGCCCCGUGCAGGACCCCGCCGUCUUCCCCUGGUGGCUCGGCAGCGUCCUGCCCGUCCGCGACGCCGAGAAGCUGCGCCUGCUCGGGUCGGCGAGCGUCCGCGCGAGGCUCAAGAUUUGCUGCAAGUGGAUCAUCGAGUGGGAGACCAAGACUUGGUCUCUCAAUACGUGCUCGAUCCUGUGA